Eimeria mitis is the source of this 3516-nucleotide messenger RNA. RefSeq names its product nucleoporin, putative. Gene Ontology annotation, cellular component: nuclear pore. Gene Ontology annotation, molecular function: structural constituent of nuclear pore. NCBI's taxonomy places the organism in Eukaryota, Apicomplexa, Conoidasida, Eucoccidiorida, Eimeriidae. The record is from RefSeq and is a predicted model, not a curated record. The coding region runs from base 1 to 3516 and encodes 1171 amino acids. Gene Ontology annotation, biological process: nucleocytoplasmic transport. The transcript has 10 exons.
AUGUUCGGCAGCACUUCUCCCUUUGGGGCCUCAACAGCAGGCCAGAGCCUCUUCGGCUCUCAGCAGCAGCAGCAGCCGCAGCAGCAGCAACCUGCUGCUGGGGGCCUAUUUGGUGCUGCAGCACAGACACAGCCAGCUGGCAACGCCCUAGGAACAGGUCUGUUUGGGCAGCAGCAGCCGAGCGGUGGGGGCCUCUUCGGCAGCUCCGUGGGUACUGGGGGGGGCCUCUUCGGGCAGCAGCAGCAGCAGCAGCAGCCGCAGCAGCAGCAGACAACGGGGGGUUUCUUUGGGGGAGCAGCAAACAAUACUGCUGCAGCAGCAACUGGGGGCGGGCUGUUCGGGGGCACUGCUACGGCCUUUGGGCAGCAGCAGCAGCAGCAGCCGCAGCAGCAGCAAGGGGGGCUGUUUGGGGGCGCCACAGGGUUCGGGCAGCAGCAGCAGCCAGCAGCAGCAGCAGGAGGUCUCUUUGGCAGCAGCAACAACAAAUUUGGACAGCCGCAGCAGCAGCAGACCACUGGUCUAUUCGGCAGCACAGCAACAACACCAGCAGCAGGAGGGGGACUCUUUGGUGCUGCUUCAUCUACCUUUGGGCAGCCGCAGCAGCAGCAGCAGCAGCCGCAGCAGACCACUGGUCUCUUCGGCAGCAACACCACAACCGGGACUACAGGGCUCUUUGGUCAGCCGCAGCAGCAGCAGCAGACCACUGGUCUCUUCGGCAGCAGCACCAGCAACACAGCAACCGGUGGAGGCCUCUUUGGUGUUUCCAGCAGCACAAAUGCACCAGCAGCAGCAGCAGCAGCAGCAGUUGCUGCAGCAGCAGCAGCAGCCCUUUCGCCCCUUCAGCGUCGAGGAUGGGGCUGUUAUGUCUAUAUGUCAUGGGCCCCUAGAGAAGGUUGCUCUGGAGGAGAUACGGUGGAACUACUACCAGCAGCACCAACUGGAGGGGGCCUCUUCGGCAGCAGCAGCAGCAGCAACCUUGCUGCAGCAAACACCGGGGGCGGGCUCUUCGGCAAGCCAGCAGCAGCAGGUACCUUUGGUGCAGCAAGUACUGGGGGGGGCCUCUUCGGGGCCUCUCAGAGCAGCAGCAGCGGCGGGGGCCUCCUAGGCAGCAGCAGCAACACUGCUGCUGCUGGGGGCGGUCUCUUUGGUCAGCAGCAGCAGCAGCAGCAGCAGCAGCAGCAGCAAGGUGGAGGCCUCUUUGGGGGCUUUGGUGCUGCAGCCACAGGCACAACGAAUACAGGACUUGGUGGUGCAGGCGGGGGCUUGUUCGGCAGCAGCAGCAACACGCAGCAGCAGCAGCAGCAGCAGCAAACGGGGGGAGGUAUUCUUGGUGGAGGUCUGUUUGGGGCGAAGCCAGCAGCAGGAGCAGCAGGAACAGGAGCUGCUGCUGGCACGGGUGGUUCUCUGGGUUUGUUCGGCAGCAGCAGCAACAGCAGCAGCAGCAGCAGCGGGAUAGGGGGGUCAGGGGGGGGCCUCUUCGGCUCCCUGCGUCCAGCAGGUGCAGCAGGAGGGGGGGCCCUGGGUACUGCUGCAGCAGGAGGCAGCAUCUUCGGUGGUGCUGCUGCUGCUGCUGACACAAGCAAUGCUGCUGCUGCUGGUUCUUCUCUCUUUGGGGCCCUCAGCAAGCCUGCAGGUGCUGCAGCAGGAGGGGGCCUCUUUGGGGGCCUCGGCUCCAGCAGCAGCACGGGGGGGGGCCUCUUCGGCAGCAGCAGCAGCAGCAACACACAGCAGCAGCAGCAGCAACCAGGGGGACUCUUCGGCCUCGGUGGUUUGGGGGGAACAAACCCGCAGCAGCAGCAGCAACAGCAGCAGCAGCAGCUGCUGCUUUCGCUAGCAGGCAGCUCGGGGGCCUCCACAAGCGGCAGCUUGCUGGCCUUGGGGGGCCUCCUGGGGGCCCCCCAAGUAACAGUACAAAUAACUUUAUCUGCAUCAGGGGGGGGGGGCCCCCAGCUGUCUCACCAGCCUGUCAGCAGCAUAGGAGACAGCUGCUGCUGGAGGGGGCCCCCCCUGCCUCUCCCCCAGCUAGGGAGGAGACGCAAGAAGUACGGUGCUGCUGCUGCGGGGGCCCUCCCUCUGCCGCUGACAGCAGCAGCAGCAGCAUCAGGGCUUAACGCCUCCUUUGCAUUGCCGCAGCAGCUGCUGCUGCAGCAGCAGCAGGUGCUGCCGGUGCUCAACACAACAUCUACAGACAGCAGCAGCAUCAGCAGCAGCAGCAGCAGACGGAACUGCUGGCUCGCACAAACCAUCCAUAGAUCUCUUGCUGCAGCACAGCAGCAGCAGCAGCAGCAGCGGCAGCAGCUGCUGCCCCUCUCUGGCCGUGACUAUGAGCUGCUGCAGCGGAUCCAGUUUGUCGAUGAUGAGCCAGAAGCAGCAGCAGCAGCAGCAGCAGCAGCAGCAAAGGAAGAAGAACAGACGCCUCGUCAGCAGCAGCAACAGACGGAGGGCAAGAAGCUCGCUGAGCAGCAGCAGCAGCAAAAGGACUCGGAGCAGCAGCAGCAGCAACUACAGCUGCAGCUGCAGCAGGGUCAGAAGCAGCGGGAAGGAGGGGAGAUCGCAGCAACUACAGCUGCAGCUGCAGCAGGUCCCUCUGUCUCCUCUCUGCAGCAGAUGACGGAGACAGAGCUCAGCAGGGUGCAGGAUUUCUCUAUCACCAGGCCAGGCCUAGGCAGCAUUGUCUUCCCCGGCUACACAGACAUGCGCGGCAUCAACCUAGAUGCUGUUGUCUUCAUAGGAGAACUCGAGGUCAGUGUGUACGCGCAGGAUGCUCCUCCUGUGGGUGAGGGUUUGAAUAAGCGGGCCCGCAUAACUCUGUGCAACUGCAGGCCGAAGGGUGUUCCCUCUGCUGACACAGACGCAUGCAGCAGCAGCAGCAGCAGCAGCAGCAGCAGCAGCAGCAGCAGCAUGCAGCAGCAGCAGCAGUUUGUCGAGAAAAAACCAAAGACGAGAAGCAAAAACAGCAGCAGCAGCAGCAGCAGCAAGCUACCGAAUGCUGCUGCUGCUGCUGGUGCAGCUCCAGCUGCAGCAGCAGCAGCAGGUGGCGGUGCUGCUGCUGGAGGGGCGGGAGGGGCUGAACAGGCUGAUGCAGCAGAAGCAGCAGCUGUUGCUGCGUUUGCUGCUGCUGCUCCUGUGGGGGCCCUACCCCCCAAGGAACUGUCGCUGCAUAUACAGAGAAGCCAGAUACUGCGCUCCGCCCCGCAGGCCCUCUUAGCGGCUGUUGCACACCAGCAGCAGCAGCAGCAGCAGCAGCAGCAGCAGUUAGGAGCUGCAGCAGAAACCAAAGACGAGAAGCAAAAACAGCAGCAGCAGCAGCAGCAGCAAGCUACCGAAGCAGAAAAAGAAACCAAAGACGAGAAGCAAAAACAGCAGCAGCAGCAGCAGCAGCAAGCUACCAGAAACCAAAGACGAGAAGCAAAAACAGCAGCAGCAGCAGCAGCAGCAAGCUACCGAAGCAGAAAAGCCCUUGCUGCUCGACACACCCAUGAAGGAGCCGCAGCAGCAGCAGCGUGCUGCGGAUGA